This is a messenger RNA of Paramuricea clavata, 1980 nucleotides long. The record is from the annotation of a GenBank genome assembly. NCBI's taxonomy places the organism in Eukaryota, Metazoa, Cnidaria, Anthozoa, Malacalcyonacea, Plexauridae.
ACAAUAAUCAACAUUUAGUCCAUGGACAGUUUCCCCAGCAAAAGUUGUGUAAAUUGCUGUUUGCCCACGUCAAAAUAGCGGAAGAAAUAUCAAAUAUACGUCAUUCACUUAAAAGAACUUUCACACAAGAGGGACUAUUUUUAAAAGAAGUCUAAGCGAUAACAGCUAAUGACUUUGUUCUUUUUUUCACCGGGCAUUAAAAAUGUUAAUUGUUCACCGUGGAGAUUAGUGAUUCGCAGUAGGCGUAAAGGAAAACAACUCGAACUCGCUGCUUUCAUCAACUGCGUUCUACUGUAGUCGCUCCCGUUCAUUAUUUACAACGUUUAUCUCCAGAAAUCGUAGCAACUGACAGACAAUAUUAUUUGUAAAGGUGGAAAAAACGCGAACACACGCUGAGCACACAUUAGGAGACAAAAUUCUUGCUGGUUACAACAUAGCGUGUAAAUUAUACGUUUGACAUCUGCCUUCGCAAAGCCGGUAGGACUCUGAGCAAGGUAAAGUUAAAAUUGUCGUAAUUUUACUUAUUACUAUAGUAAAAUUGAUAAUAAUAAACAAAGAGAGUUUAGAUUAGAUUAUUUAAGUUCAAAAUAUUUUGAUUAUAACUUUAGUACUGUGGAAUCUAGAAAAGGAAUAUGUAAUUAUAUUAAAAUUGACAACAAAAUUAUUUGCCCCAUGCACUUUCGAGUCGAAAUUCCAUAAUUUAAUAGUGGCAAAUGCAAAUAUGCAAUUAGAUCAGAAUAUUUUUAAGAGUAAAAGUGUACGUUUCCCAAAGAAAGUUACUAAGGCUAGCUCAUGAUUAAGGGGAAAUUAACUGACAAAGCUUGCUGUUUUGCGACCGAAGUCGAUUUGUUCAGGAUCACUGGUUUUAUUAUGAGGCAACUCGGCAGGUAUUCAUCGCAGACAUAUAUGCUAUAUACGAUUAUAAUAGAUAUAUAAAUUGAACGUAAUAAAAUUAUUCUUUGUUGUCUUUCUUAGAGAUGUUUGUCAACUAUUUUGUUUUUAACAGUUUGUCUGUAUAAAUAAUUAUGCGCUGCAGCGACAAUUUACGAUAUGCAUGCACGAUUGAUGCCCAUGAGAUGACGCCAUCAUUGUCCGACACUUGACAAUUUCAAGAUGACUAAUGUCUUUUAAACUCGUUUUCAGGCCUAAUGUGGGUCAGGUCGCCCACCCUAUCAUUCUACUCUCAUCUUAUUCUGGUAAAUGUUAUCUAGAUAUUUUCAACCAUGGACACUACGAUUCUUCUUCUUUUGAUCUGCGUGGUGCUAAUUGCCAUCACCCUAAUCCUGGUGAUCGGGUUUUGCUGCAUGUUACGCGUGUACUUACAGCGGCAACCUACAGUCGACGUCGAGAGGCCCGACAAAUACAAAUACAGACCUAGCUACAGUCUGGGAACUGUAUAUACAGACGGCGCUCAUGAAAAUCUGGGAUUUCCUCAGGAGACGAAAGACACCGAAGUGGAAGCAAAGAAAACAGAUGGGAAUAAAAAUGAAGCCAUUAAAACGUGAUGAAGGGAAUUUAGUGGAAACAGUAGCAGGAAAUAUCGGCGGAGAGUUUUGGACAUAGCUCUGGCGAAACAUUCCAAAUUGAUGGAUCGUAACAUAAUCCCGUGUAACAUAGUCAACUAACGUAAUCUCUCCUUCACAGAGGCGUUGAGAGGAUUAACAUUCCAAUUACUCUAUGGACUUUUCAUUCCAAUUUAACAUAAUCAGCUAACGGACGUUUGUCACCCGAAUCAAUCACAUACACAAUUCAAAUACGUGUUUAUCCUUUGCUCCAUUCUACGCGUGCUUUAAAUAGUACAUGGUCAUCGACUAGGCAUGAUACGAAUAAUCUGAGAAUGUGAACUAAGUGCCAAUGGAAAUGUGAUUUGGAAGUUUUGUAUAGGACAACUUCGUUUGCAUAGACUUUACUAUGACUAGAAAUUUUUUUUCAUGGACUGGAAAAUGUAUAAUUUAACCUAUUUCAGUGUGUAUAAUAAUG